This is a messenger RNA of Chenopodium quinoa (quinoa), 2633 nucleotides long. RefSeq lists its product as uncharacterized. NCBI's taxonomy places the organism in Eukaryota, Viridiplantae, Streptophyta, Magnoliopsida, Caryophyllales, Amaranthaceae. The coding region runs from base 844 to 1722 and encodes 292 amino acids. The transcript is spliced from 4 exons. The record is from RefSeq and is a predicted model, not a curated record.
GGGCUCCAAGGCCUCUAACACUUGAAGCGCAGUUCAUGUUCUCCAUUGAAGCGCAGUUGACGUUCUCCAUUGAAUCUAAUACUUGUAUCCCCCAUUGAAGCAGCUUCUGAGAUAUGGAUUUGGCUAAGAAAACAGGUAGGGAUGUUUUACGGAGGAUACUCUAUCUACAAGAAGCGUGGGGUAAUAUUGGUUCCAAGACUAUGCCUCUGCUCGAGGUGUUCUCUGUCAGUGUAAAUACCAGCCUCCCUGGCAUGUCUUUUGAUGAUUGUGAUUGUUGUGAGAUAUAUGGCACUAUUAUAGCCACUAAUGGAUUAGGUCAUGUAUUUGAUCUCUACAAACGGAAACGCAACAACCCUGAGUUUAUUGAGCUGAAUAGGGAUGGCUACACUCGUUAUUUGUCAUUAACUGGACUUAAGGAUGGUCGUGUCAUUAUACCCUAUGAUUAUGUCGUUAUUGAGGUGGAUCUAAGGGAUAGGGCUCGAAGUGAUGUUGUCAUUGCUAAGGGAAAGUUGAGCUUCAACUACAAAGAAACCUUUUACACAGAACAUGGAGCUGAAAUUGUUUUGGGUGAGGCCGGAUUUGUGACUCUGCAUUAUGCCACUUUUCCUUAUGCAGUGACAGGUUCUGUGGAUGUGUUUUUCUUCAGCAAAGACGAUGAUUAUGAUGUAUUAGACUAUGAUGUUGAUGUUGAUGUUGAUUACACUGAUUAUGAUACUUCUGCAUAUGGAAAGGACGAUGGUGCUGAUGUUUAUGGAACUGUUGCUGCACACACCAAGUUUCCUGGGAGUGUCUCCUAUGGAGACAAUACGACUAUUUCAAGUAUACUUUUAAAAUUGUCACGUGAUGAAUGUGUACGGGUCAAGUCUAGAUCAUCUAUUGAGCUAUCAAGGUCCAUGGUUGCUAUGCCAGUUAAUUCAAAUUCCCCCCUUGAAAUAUGUGGAUUUUAAGUAUAAGGAUGGAAGAACACUAGCUAAUGGUGUCUUAGAGUUUCCAUCUAAUGACCGCAGCCAGUUUAAGAUGGAUGUAGUGGGUGAAAAUGGGCGUAUUAGAGUGCGAGUGAAAUGGGGUGAUGCAUAUGAGUUGCGUUACAAAGGAAGUGAUUUGAAACGCUGUUUGAAUGAAGAGAGCGAGCUUGAUGAACUGGUUAAAAGGCAGCGGUAUUUUGCUGAUCCACAACCCUCAACAUCCUUCUCGAGUGAUGAUUGGUCUCCACUGGUUUUGCCGACAUCACAUGUGACGAGAGUCAAGAAACCCGUGCAACUACUAGAAGUGUUUUCAAUUGGUAUCAGUAGCAAUGAUUUGAAGCCUCCCUUUAAGCUCUAUGGGAGGAUCAAUGUUCAAGGUAUGCAAUAUGUUCAUCUGUUCAAUAGAGAUCAGAAUUCUCCUCAGAUAUGUUUUGAUAAAAUUGAGGUCAAAUACUGUGGUCGUGUUGGCUUAUCGGCUAUGAACGAUUUUGGCAUUUAUCUUGACCUCAAGGAUGCUAAGGGUAAUGUUUUUGUUGAAGGAUUUGUUUCGUGGACUUUUCGCUUUUUUGACAAAUGGUAUAACAAACGGAUAUGUUCUGUUAUUCGAGGGGAUCAUGGAUAUGUAGCACUGCAUUACAUAAUAAUUGAAGAUGGAGCACACGCUAAAGUGAAUGUCUUGGUAAAAAACAAUGAUAGUGCUUUGGGCUUGUUGCCCGUAAAGUUUUAUGGGAGCAUUGUUGCUCGGUAUAGCAACUAAGAGUAUUCAACCUCGUAUGAUGUGAAAUACUAUCAAAGUGUUCUUUUUGAGAGAGGUUUAGAUGAUCCUAUAAAUGACCUUAAAAACAAUGGUUCCUUGCCGUUGUCAAAAUCUCUUGUUUCUUUGCCAAAAAAGUCCUCUCUAAUUAUAAAAGCAGAUUUAAUAGUUGAUGGCAGCUUAACUUCUGAAUCAAGUGUUGAUGUUGAUUAUUUACAAGGUAGUGCAGAGUUUAAUAGUGAUGAACAAUCUUCGGCGGAGAUACAGGGAAAGAACUACUCUAUUGAUAUAUUAGUUACAUGGCCUCAGUUCAGGUAGUUUGUUUGUAACAUAUUACCUAUGAAUUUUCUAUUUAGGCUUUUUUUUUUUUUUUUUUUUUUUUGGGGCAUUUGAAUUGUACUAUUGGCUGGAUCUUAGUUAGCAACAACCUUACAAUUAACCAUAAACAAGAUUAUGUGGAAUUUCCAACAAUGUCUAUUUCGUCUGUAUGUUUUUUUUGAGACGUUUACAGUUUAUGAUACACUAUGUCCAGUUCAAGUAUGAUACAGAAUAAACAGUAAUAUACGGCAGUUGAAUUCAGUUCAAACUAACAAUACAAAUUCAUGCAGUUUUGAGAGGGGUUAAUAUUUUAACCGAAGUAUCGAGCAGAUUCAUGCUUAACGUGUCUGCUUGUAUUACUUGUACCAUAUCCGAAAGAUAAUUACUUCAAGUACACUUGAUCAUACUCAGACCAUAUGCUGCCGUCUGUUUUACUUUGGUUCAUAGUCCAUGAUCAAGCUCGAUCCCUCCUACUUCCACCACAAUUGACCCAUCCCGGAGUAUGCCGACUUCACCAGGGGUUGGUCUCAAUAAAACACCAUGCACAACGGGUAACCUGGAAAUUCCCUUUUUAAGCCAGAUAUUAGUCUUGUUAU